UGACAUCCCAUCUAUCUAAUUGAUGAACUCUGUGUGUCGCUUGCGCGCUUGCGCGACGCCUCUGCCGCGGUCCAAUGUUGGAAACGGCAGGUGGUUUCUUCCACGGCCAGCGGCGGCUUUCUCUCGCCGGUCCCACUCCACGGCACCCUCACUUCGCAUAGCCUCAAUCCCAAACUCCACUUGCUUGGCUUCACCACAACACAGCAAGAUCGCCAGAGCAAAGAAUCGCCGAGGAGCGCUGUAUUCCACCAUGCACAAAGCGCCUGCCGCCAAGAUCACGGUGCCAAUGACGGAUCCAAAUGUUACGAUCAGAACGCCAAGAGAUCCGAACACGCUGUCCAAUUACCACAAUUUCCUGACGACACACACGGUAGCGGAGUUCGAGAUCGACUUUGAGAAGAAGGUGCUCAACGGGGGGGUAGAAUUGACGUUUGAGAGUCUGACGGACGCUGAAGCCAAGGAGCUCGUAUUGGAUACCAGUUUCCUGGACGUCAAGGAUGUCAAGCUUGAUGGGAAAGACGUCGAGUGGAACUUGGGUGAGCGCAUUGAGCCGUAUGGUGCCCCCUUGACCGUCACGCUUGACAAGGGUGUACCGAAGGGCGAGAGCAUCAAGAUCGCGGUCAAGGUCUCAACGACAGACAAAUGCACAGCACUGCAGUGGAUGACGCCGGCGCAGACGUCGAACAAGAAGCAUCCCUACAUGUUCUCGCAGUGCCAGGCAAUCCACGCACGCUCCGUGUUCCCGUGCCAGGACACGCCCGAUGUCAAGUCGACAUUUGAGUUCAAGCUUCGAUCACCGCUACCUGUUCUUGCUUCUGGCCUCCCUACAGGAUCUCACCAGUACGAGGCUGGGAAGGACGACAAAGCUGGAACUCUGCUGUACACAUUCGAGCAGAGGGUUCCCAUCCCGAGCUACUUGUUUGCGGUGGCCAGCGGCGACAUUGCCGCUGCUUCCAUCGGCCCGCGAAGUCUCAUCAACACUGGCCCGGAGGAGCUCCUCGAGUGCCAGCGUGAACUCGAGGGCGAGAUGGAACCCUUCAUGAAGGCGAUCCACUCCAUCGUCAAAGUGCCCUACCAAUGGACCCAGUACAACUGCCUAAUCUUGCCGCCUUCCUUCCCCUACGGUGGCAUGGAAAACCCAGUGUGGACAUACGCCACGCCAUCCAUCAUCUCCGGUGAUAAGCAAAACAUUGAUGUCAUUGCACACGAACUUUCGCACUCUUGGUCUGGCAACUUGGUCAGUGCAGGAAGCUGGGAGCACUUCUGGCUCAACGAGGGCUGGACGACGUAUCUUGAGCGCAGAAUUGCGGGCUAUCUGCAUGGAGAAGAGCACCGCCACUUCUCCGCCAUCAUUGGCUGGAAAGCCCUGGAAGACUCGAUCAAGAACUACGGGGAAGACCACGAAUACACAAAGCUUGUCAUUGAUCUCAAGGGCAAGGACCCGGAUGACGCUUUCAGCUCGAUCCCCUACGAGAAGGGCUUCCAUGCGCUCUAUGCAUUUGAGCUUCUGCUAGGCAAGGAUAAGUGGGACACGUUCAUUCCGCACUACUUUGACACAUUCAAGUUCAAAUCGCUCGAUAGCUACGACUUCAAAGCGUGCCUUAUCGACUUCUUCGCCAAGGACGCAGAGGCCGCGAAGAAGCUUGACGAGUUCGAUUGGGAUAAGCUCUUCUACACCCCCGGCUUCCCGAAGAAGCCCGAGUUUGACGAUACGAUGGUCAAGACGUGCUAUGAACUCGCCUCCAAGUGGGAGGCACGCGUCUCAAAGAAGGAAGCCUCCUUCGCCCCUAAGGCUUCUGAUAUCAACGGCUGGGUAGCCAAUCAGUCCGUCGUGUUCCUCGAACGCCUUCAAGCCAUUUCCGAGUCCUUCACGCCUAAAGACGUACAACUGCUUGGCGAGACUUACGGCUACACGACUACGAAGAACAUCGAAGUCCUCAGCCGGUUCUUGACAGUCGGGCUGCGCGCUAAGGCGGAGGAGACGUACCAGCCCACGGCGGAGCUUUUGGGCAGGAUUGGACGGAUGAAGUUUGUGAGGCCGCUCUUUAGGUUGCUGGAGAAGGUAGAUCGCGAUCUCGCGCUCAAGACGUUUGAGAAGAACAGAGACUUUUACCAUCCGAUUUGCAGACAAAUGGUGGAGAAGGACCUGUUUGGGGAAGAAAAGAAGUGAAUGGUGGAAUAGUACAUCUUGGAUACAGUUGAAACAAGAAGACACAAUCUCAAGGAUAUAGAGCUUCUUUCUUCCGUCGUUUAUAUGGUUAACACUUUUUUGCAGUCUUGGCUGAGGCAUGCCACGCGCAGAAUAGGAUACAACGGCGCCGAAGUAGGUGUCAAAGAAAAGUUUUCCACAAUGAAACCGACAGCGAAACCGCAA
Molecule: messenger RNA, 2374 nt
Organism: Paraphaeosphaeria sporulosa
Lineage: Eukaryota; Fungi; Ascomycota; Dothideomycetes; Pleosporales; Didymosphaeriaceae
Product: leukotriene A-4 hydrolase
Exons: 2
Coding region: 251-2170 (639 amino acids)
Biological process (GO): proteolysis
Cellular component (GO): cytosol
Molecular function (GO): zinc ion binding; aminopeptidase activity; epoxide hydrolase activity
Source: RefSeq, a predicted model, not a curated record